UUCUAUACUGUAGUCAGAAAAAGAAAAAAGUAGAUCAAAUCACCAUGUCAUCCGUUGAUUUGGGUUCGGUUAAACUAGAUGAGUGCGUGGUUCUUUCCGGUAUAUCCGGGCGAUUUCCCCAGACGGACAACAUGCGGGAGUUCGCCAAGAACCUGUAUGACAAACGGGAUUUGGUGGACGAUAAGGAAACGCGUUGGCUGCAUACCAUACCGGAAAUUCCGCGCCGUACCGGAAAGAUCAACAAUCUGGACAAAUUCGAUCGGGAGUUUUUCGGUUACAGUCGCAAUCAGUGCAAUGCCAUGGAUUCACAGCUGCGGUUGUUGCUGGAGCAUGUCUACGAAGCAAUCGUUGACUCCGGCACCAAUCCGGAGACGUUGCGAGGUUCGCGAACCGGAGUCUUCGUUGGAGUGUGCUUUUCGGAAACCGAAGCUAGACUGUUCUACCAGUCACGCCCUCCGAAAGGCUACGCUUUGCUAGGAUGCGCCAAGUCCCAAUUGGCCAACCGGAUUUCCUACUUGUUUGACUUCCGUGGACCGUCGUUGAUUUUGGAUACGGCUUGCAGCAGUAGCAUGUAUGCCUUGGAUGUUGCCCGUAGAAAGAUCAUGAGUGGCGAAUGCGAUGCCGCGAUUGUAGCAGGAACGAACCUUUGCCUGCAUCCUUACAUUUCCUACCAAUUCGCCCUGCUCGGAGUGCUGUCCAGAGACGGAGUGUGUCGCCCGUUCGAUGAGAAUGCUUGUGGAUACACUCGGUCGGAGGUUAUCUGCGCUGUAUUCUUGCAGAAAUCAAAGGACGCCAAUCGAAUCUACGCUCACGUUCUCCAUAGUAAAACCAACUGUGACGGCUUCAAGUCCGAAGGCAUAACCUAUCCGUCGGGAGUAAUGCAAAAGCAGUUGAUGAAUGACUUCUACGACGAAUUGUCUAUCGAUCCGCGAAGCAUCGCCUAUAUCGAAGCACAUAGUACGGGAACCGUGGUCGGAGACCCUGAGGAGUGUGAUGCGAUCGACAAGAUCUUUUGUGCCAAACGCGAUCGUCCAUUGCUGAUAGGUUCAGUCAAGUCCAACAUUGGCCACUCGGAAGCAUCGGCUGCCCUUGCAUCGGUUGCUAAAUGUAUCAUUGCCAUGGAAAAUGACUUAAUUCCCCCGAACAUCAAUCUAUCUCAACCUCGUACAGACGUGUCUGCCCUGGCAACAGGUCGUCUGCAGGUGGUGGAUCAUUCAAGACCCCUAGAAGGGCCGCUCAUUGCGAUCAAUUCCUUUGGAUUUGGCGGAGCUAACGCUCACAUGUUGAUGCAUCAUAAUAUGAAGGAGAAGAUCGGUUCCGGAGUACCGGAAGAUGAUCUUCCUCGAUUGAUUUUCUGGUCUGGUAGAACCAAAGAGGCAGUAGAAUUAAUGAUGCAGGACAUUUCCCAUCGUCCAUUGGAUGCCGAAUUCGUAGCUUUGUUACACAAUGUUCAGCGCAACAAAAUUCCUGGUCAUCGGUACCGUGGGUUUGGUAUUUUCAGCAAAAGAGGUCUGGAGCCGGCCUGCCUGGAGCUUUCUCAGGUGGAACGUAUCAAGCUCGAUACAGCACCACUAGUCGCAAUCUUUCCAGGUAUCAGCAUACGGUGGAGAGAAGAACUGGAAGCGGUUAGUCAGUUCCCUGUUGUCCAAGGUACGAUAUCCAAAUGUCGCGCCGUACUGAAAUCGCUGGGAUACGACCUGUACCAAAAGCCUACUCGGAAGACCGACCUUCGGCAGCUCCUGAUUGGAUCAACCGUGCUCCAAUUGACAUAUGCUGAUGUUCUCACGGAAAUCGGAGUACAGCUAAGCGCCUACGGUGGCCACUCCGUUGGACAGUUCACAUGCGCCUACCUUGACCGCUGUUUAACACUGGAUCAAGUUGUCCAGCUGGCAUAUUAUCAUGGAUGUGUCUUUUCAGAAUAUAAUACCGAGAUCAAUUUCAACGCUUUUCUCGAACUGGGCACUAAACGACCUACACCGCCUCUUUCUUUCGAUGGAUUUAUCCAGGGUCAGUUGCUGUCGCGGUUUGGCGUUGUUGGGGGUCCAUUGAAUCCUACUUGCGCCGUAGUUGACCAACUGAAGUCACGAGGCUUUGUUGCAGAACGUCUGCCCUUUGUAAGCUUCGUCUACGCAAAAGACUCAGGUGAUGAGAUAUCGGAAAAGCUCAAGACCUUAGUAUCUCAGGUCAUCAUGGAACCUCUGGCACCGUCAUCCCGUUGGUUCAGUUCGAAAAUUUCGUCAAACUUUGCAUCGACUUCGGAUCAUGAUUCGCUUUCUAUUGUGAAUCUAUUGGAGAAGAUCCCGGAACAUUGUCUGCUGCUGGAGCCGCUUGCCAAACAGUCGAUGGAACCCGUUCUGAAGAGCCUCAACCGCAAGGCUAAAUGCAUUACCUUAGAUCAAUCCUCUGGAGCAAUGACCAGUCUGCUAGCUAAAUUUGGACAUCUGUACCUGGCACAGCAGGACUUGAACCUGCUCAAACUGUACCCGUCAGUGCAAUUUCCUGUAGCUCGUGGUACUCCCAUGAUUUCGCCGCUGAUCCGCUGGGAUCAUCGUGACUCGUGGUGUGUCGUAAAGUACGAGUGGGUAGGAUUGCGUGUAUCAAAUCAACUUACCUUCAAAAUAUCGCUCUCGGAUCAGGACUUCCAAUACGCUUCCGGACACUGCAUUGACGGGAGGAUUCUCUUUCCUGCUACGGGAUAUCUCAGCUUGGUGUGGGAGUUGAUAGGUUAUCUGAAACAACGGGAAUUAGCGGACUGUCCAGUGCGGUUUGACGAUGUCCAGUUCCUACGGGCGACAACCCUAGCCAAGAAUCAAUCAGUCUGCCUUACGGUUAUGCUACAGAAGGCCACUGGACAGUUUGAGAUUGUGGAUGGAACUACCGCUGUUGUAACUGGAUAUGCGCGCAUGUUAACAACACCCUACGAGGAGUUCCCUACUUUUGAAGAAAACACAUCGGCCACCUUACUGACAGCUCGGGACUUCUACAAAGAGCUCAGACUACGAGGGUAUCACUACAAUGCUCUGUUCAAAUCUGUUCUGGAAGCUCGAAGCGAUGGAACGGCUGCCAAGAUUCAGUGGAAGGGCAAUUGGGUAGCAUUCUUGGAUUGUCUGCUGCAGGUCGGAAUAGUUGCCGCCGAUACGCGAUCAUUGAUGGUUCCGACAGCAAUUGAAAGUGUGACGAUCUAUCCGAAGCUGCAUCUAUCGUUGAUGUCCCGGCAAGCUGAGGAUGGUGUAGACUUUUUUAACGUAACGAAUUGUGCCAAAACUAAUGUCUGUACCUCGGGGGGUGUCAAAAUAUCCGGAAUUCGAGCCAACGUAGUAGGUAGACGCAAUCCGCCAGGUAUACCCGUUUUGGAGACCUAUAGGUUCGUUCCUUAUCAUUCUACCGAAAAGGUUCCUGUUAUGGAGGCUGUCCGAAUGUGCGUGCAAAUAGCUUUGGAAAAUGCACCAAGCGUUUUGAUCCGGGCUAUCGAGCUCCACCAAAAGGACGAUGAGCUACUGCUGCCAUUUUUCGCAGAAGCCCUUGCAGAUCUUCCGUUGGUGCAACCAUCCUUGACCCUACUGAGCUCCAAGGAAAUGGAUCUUUCAAAUAUCACCGUCAAAAACGAAAACCUAGCGAAUCAAUCUGGACUACAUUUUGUCAUCAAUCCCACCCAGACCCAGCUAGAAGACGCUGAAUUCUUACAAGAAGCCAUUGCUAGUCUGACCGUUGGAGGUUUCCUAGUCAUCCGCCAAAAAUCUUCCGAACUUGAUGUUCCACCGCAACUAGUCAAAGUGGCUAGCUUCUUGAUUGAUGAAAAACUAACUCUCAUCCUGCUGCAACCGAAGCCCAAAAUGAUUAAGGAAUCCCCGACGAUCAUCCAGGUACGCUCGAACGAGUCCGCUUUCACAUGGCUUCAAGAUCUGCAGAAUGCUAUCAAGGCAAAACCGGUUGUACUGUAUGCUCAAAACGACCCAACAUCCGGCAUAAUCGGCCUUGUUAACUGCAUCAAGAAGGAACCCAAAUUACAUACGGUUCGUUGUGUUUUGAUAGAUGACCGUUGCGCUCCGCCGUUCGCCUUGAGCGAACCAUUCUACAAACAUCAACUAAGUUUGAACUUGGCGAUUAACGUUUACCGGAAUGGUACUUGGGGUAGUUACCGACACGCGCUGAUGGACUUUAGCCCCAAAGUGGAGCCCGUUCGUAAUCACUGCUAUGCAAAUUGCCUAGCAAAGGGAGAUCUGUCAUCGAUGACCUGGUUCACCGGUCCGCUGAACACCGUUCCUACGAGAGGCGAGCUGAUACGGGUGAUGUACAGUGCGUUGAACUUCCGUGACGUGAUGAUCGCUACCGGAAGACUUUCGUCGGAUGUGCUGCACGUUAACCGGUUGGAACAAGAAUGUUUGCUGGGAAAUGAAUACUCGGGAGUAUCCACCCGUGGUCGACGGGCUAUGGGCGUCUUGCCUUGUGGGGCAAUGGCGACAUUGGUGGAGUGUGACCCACUGAUGACGUGGACCAUUCCGGAUGACUGGAGUCUGGAGGAAGCGGCGACAGUUCCCGUAGUCUAUGGAACUGUCUACACGGCUUUGUUCGUAUGCAGCCGUAUCAAAAAGGGUAGGUCGAUUCUAAUUCACGCUGGCAGUGGAGGAGUGGGCCUGGCAGCGAUUCAGGUGUGUCUUGCGUACGGAAUGGAAGUGUUUACUACAGUGAGUACCGAGGAAAAGAAGCAGUUUAUUUUGCAACGGUACCCUGGGUUGAAGGUGCAAAAUAUUGGAAACUCUAGGGAUACCUCGUUCGAGAACAUGGUAAAGUUGAGAACGAACGGACGUGGAGUGGACUUCGUGCUGAAUUCUUUGGCAGAGGAAAAGCUGCAGGCUUCGAUACGAUGCCUAGGCAGGAACGGACACUUCCUGGAGAUUGGGAAGUACGAUAUGGCGAAGAACUCGACCAUAGCGAUGGAAUUAUUCCAGAAGGGGUUAACUUUUACGGCUGUUAUGUUGGAUGCCAUGUUCAAGGGGUCGUUUGCGGAGAAACAAAGGCUUCAUGCCUUGCUGACGGCUGAUAUUCUGAGUGGAGUGAUUAAACCUCUAAACACCACAGUCUUUCCGGCCGUGGAAAUCGAGAAGGCUUUCCGUUACUUGGCCAGUGGAAAGCACAUUGGUAAGAUUUUGCUUCAGAUUCGAAGUCGCGAAGCAGAUGAGCAGACGCUACCGAUUGGCUACGUUCCGAGAUUGUACUGCGAUCCAGAUUGUUCGUACGUGAUUGUUGGUGGAUUAGGUGGAUUCGGGUUGGAGCUGGCUGAUUGGCUGGUGCUACGAGGAUGCCGCAAACUCGUUCUCAGCUCCAGUCGAGGUAUCACUAAACCUUAUCAGGAGUACAGAAUAAGAUUGUGGACCAGCUACGGAGUUCGCACAGUAGUCAAUACGGCAGACGUAACGGCUCUCGACGGAUGCCGCGAGCUGUUGCGGGAAGCAUCAGUGAUAGGUCCGGUAAUAGCCAUUUUCAAUUUGGCUGUCCAGCUCCGGGAUUCCAUCUUGGAAAAUCAAUCCGUCGAAAAGUUCGCCGAAUGUCUGGCUCCGAAGGCUAACGCUACGCAGUUCUUGGAUGAAGUUAGCCGUAAGCUGUGUCCCCGGUUAGCUAACUUUGUGGUAUUUUCCAGUGUAUCCUGCGGAAGGGGUAAUGCAGGUCAGAGUAACUACGGGAUGGCGAACUCCAUCAUGGAACGGAUCAUGGAGAAGCGCGUAGCUGAUGGUUUCCCAGGUACGGCCAUUCAAUGGGGCGCUAUUGGUGAGGUCGGAAUCGUUGCGGACAUGGCAGAGGAUAGACUGGACAUGGAGAUUGGAGGUACACUACAGCAGAGGAUUUCGUCUUGCCUGCAGGAGUUGGAUCGCCUUAUGUCGAGCAGUGAUCCCAUAGUGGGAAGCAUGGUUGUUGCGGAGAAACGAAUCGGUAGUGGAUCGCGGAACAUCAUGGAAGCAGUAAUGAACAUUAUGAGUAUUCGUGACUUGAAAACAGUCUCGAUGGAUAGUACCCUAGCAGACGUGGGUAUGGAUUCAUUGAUGGCCGUAGAAAUCAAACAGGUUUUGGAGAGGGACUUUGAUUUGGUUCUGUCUCCGCUGGAGCUUCGUACGUUAACGUUCAUGAAGCUUCAGAAGCUGAUAGAUGAGAAGAAACUUACUACCGAAGCGUUGGAAGAACCUUCCGUGAAUCGAGCUCUCAUCGGUGUGGAAAUGCUACUUCGGAACAUGGGAGACGAAGAGCACAGCGAUGAGACUUUACUGCGUCUGCCAUCGCUGGCGACUGAAGGACGCCCCAUUUUGAUCAUUCCUGGGUUGGAAGGUGUAGCCGGACACGUUUGGCGAGUGGUAGCAGCCGGUUUGAAUGCGCCCGUGUAUAUUCUGCAAACUUUGAACACAUUCGAUCUUCGGAGCAUUUCAGAAAUUGUGGAUCUUGUGAUGCCCGCACUUGACGACAAAGUGUUCACUGGAUUCGAUGACUUUUUGGUCGUUGGUUACUCUUUUGGAACGUUGAUUGCAUUCGAAAUUGUUAGAAGAUUGCAACGUAGAAAUCUCCCGGGAAAAUUGAUCCUACUGGACGGGGCUCCAAAGCUCUUGAAACAGUUAUCAAUAAUGCAAUUUGGCGAAAAUACUUCAGAUGAACAAAUCCAAAGAUCGCUCAUGGCUGCGAUCAUAUCCCAUGUAUUCCCGAAUUCUCCAAUCGAAACGGUGUAUUCGAUUAUGGAAGUUGCGUCUUUCGAUGGCCAAAUUGAGAAACUGAUUGAAGUCUCCAAAGAUCAAGCAGCCUACUCGCCGGAUUAUACAAGACGAAUGACUAGGGCCUUGUUCAAUCGCGUCAAGAUGGUGAUGGACAUGGAGCCUGAGAACGAAGAACCGCUCGAUGUUCCGAUCGUGUUGAUAAGACCUUCGGAGGUUUCGAUGGUGGAGAUAGACGAGGAAUACGGACUGGAGGGCAGUACGACGGCUUCGAUGUCGUUGAAAGCCGUCGAGGGAAGCCACAUGACGAUGUUGGAGAAUAAGGUAGUGGUGGAAAUUAUCAAUAGUUUGAAUGUGUAAGAAUCGUUGUUUAGCGGAAGAAAUAAAUCGAUGUUUGG
Messenger RNA from Ochlerotatus camptorhynchus, 7090 nucleotides. Its product is annotated as fatty acid synthase-like. Gene Ontology annotation, biological process: fatty acid biosynthetic process. Gene Ontology annotation, molecular function: oxidoreductase activity; 3-oxoacyl-[acyl-carrier-protein] synthase activity; fatty acid synthase activity. The transcript is spliced from 5 exons. NCBI's taxonomy places the organism in Eukaryota, Metazoa, Arthropoda, Insecta, Diptera, Culicidae. The record is from RefSeq and is a predicted model, not a curated record. The coding region runs from base 45 to 7052 and encodes 2335 amino acids.